AUUUCCGCUUAAAUCUCAGGGAUUUUAUCCCCGCUCUCCGUCCUCUGUGUAAUCUACGUUUUGCCUACCAGUGCUAUUGGAUCUACAAAGGUCGCCUUUAGACUUAUUUCACCCUUUCGGCAUCUGCUUUUUCCUGUUUGGUAGACAUGGACGAUUUCAGUGCGAUGAACGCGACUGAACCAGCUUCCGCGAAUGGAGUUGGGACGGAGGAAGACCCUGCUGCCGCUUUCUUGGCCCAACAAGAGAGCGAGAUUGCAGGGAUAGAGAAUGAUGAAGGUUUCAGCAUCCUGGACAGCGGCGAGGUCCAGUCUGCGCUCGGCAACAACAUAACAGAUGCAGUUGAUGGAGCAGUGAAUGGGGAACUUCAAGAGGAAAGUAAUGGGCCCUCUGACGCGUACGCGGCCAUCUCUCACGCCGACCGCCUGCAGGCGGAGCCUGAGAGCCUGCGCAAGUGGAGGGAGGAGCAGCAGGAGCGCCUGGAGGUCCUGGAUGCCAGCUCACUCACUCAGGAGGAGCAGUGGAAGGAAAAGGCGAAGGAGGAGCUGCAGGAGUGGUACACCAGACAGGAAGAGCAGCUGGAAAAGACCAAAGUCAACAACAGGGUGCUGGAUGAAGACUUCUACAAACAGCCCUUCUCUGAGCUGAUUGGUUAUGUCACACACAUUAACCAUCCUUGCUACCGCCUAGACCAGGCGGCGGAGGAGGCCAUGGUGUCCGAGAUGGACGAGGGCAACCCGGGGACGGAGUGGGAGCGCGUGGCGCACCUCUGCGACUUCAACCCCAAAACCGGCAAGCAGGCCAAGGACGUGUCCCGCAUGCGGUCCGUCCUCAUCUCCCUCAAACAGUCGCCCCUCGUGCACUGAUCCCGCCCCCCAGCACCGAGAGGAGCCAAUCGCGGCGCAGCUGCCCACAGGCCGCCGCCUCCCCUGCCCACGUGUGACUGCGCUCCUCACCCAUCGAUUUCACUCUCCAUCAGAACAAAAGCAAACAAAAAAAAUACACAAAAAAUUUCAUAAAACUGAUUUAUUUUCUUAUUCUUUUGAAGGACCAAACUCCAAAUGUCCUGUUCCAACGUUAGGUAGUGUGUGGUGUUGUGACAUUUUUAAAAACUAUGCAUUUCCCAUCCAUGCCCCCCCCCUCCAGGAAUGAAGUAGUCAGUGUGUAGUACUUGUACGUGCAUGUACAUAUAUGGCGUGUAUGUCAAUGUAUAUAGGCUUUAUAUACAAAAGCAGUGAAGAUCAGAGAUAGAAAUAUAAUGGUUUGAUUCAAGAUCAGGGGUAGAUAAACGAAUGGUCCGUGUACAUUUCCCAGAAUCCUGUCGUCAGUGUCAUUAAAAGUGUGUGAAUCCUUUA
Messenger RNA from Anguilla rostrata (American eel), 1352 nucleotides. Its product is annotated as clathrin light chain A-like. The record is from RefSeq and is a predicted model, not a curated record. The transcript is spliced from 7 exons. NCBI's taxonomy places the organism in Eukaryota, Metazoa, Chordata, Actinopteri, Anguilliformes, Anguillidae. Gene Ontology annotation, cellular component: clathrin coat of coated pit; postsynaptic endocytic zone cytoplasmic component; clathrin coat of trans-Golgi network vesicle. Gene Ontology annotation, biological process: intracellular protein transport; clathrin-dependent endocytosis. Gene Ontology annotation, molecular function: clathrin heavy chain binding; structural molecule activity. Bases 147 to 863 code for a protein of 238 amino acids.